Molecule: messenger RNA, 2676 nt
Organism: Cheilinus undulatus (humphead wrasse)
Lineage: Eukaryota; Metazoa; Chordata; Actinopteri; Labriformes; Labridae
Exons: 5
Molecular function (GO): catalytic activity
Source: RefSeq, a predicted model, not a curated record
AUGUGCCGAACAUUCUUAUCUACACCAUCCAGUUCCAUAUCUGCCUCUCCAUCACCUGAGAGCUCCCAAUCUUCUAAGGUGGAGAUCCAUCCUCCGACCAGAGUGAUGGUUGGAAAAACUGCUGGCUGCAGUCUUCCCAGUAUCAAUACUGCUCUUGAGCAACCUCGGGGGCCAAACAAGGUAGAGAAGAUGCUCGUCUGGACAAAAAUGGAUGCUAUGUACGCUCCGCUUCAGAUCGUCCUCAUCUACCGGCCUCCCAAAGCAACUACCACCUUCUUGUCUGACCUGUCUGAGCUCCUCACCUCUGUCUGCUCCAGGUCUUCUUCCAUACUUCUCCUUGGAGACUUCAAUAUCCACGUUGACUCCACCAGCUGUACACUCACCUCCGAAUUUCUAUCACUACUGGACUGCUUCAACAUCACACAGCAUGUCCAAGGACCCACCCACUCCAAAGGUCACACACUGGAUCUUGUGUGCUCCACUGGUCUCACCCCAUUCAUUCCACAAUGCCUGGACCUAGCCAUCUCAGAUCACCAUGCUGUUUUCCUCUCUAUCCCCACCCUCCUCCCCAGACAGCUUACAAAAUGCAACAUCACUUUCCGUAUCCUCAAGUCAAUAAGCAUCCCAGCCCUCAAGAACAUGUUAGCUACCAACCUGACCACUACACACCCUAUAACCACAGUUGAUGCCCUGGCGAAUCACUACAAUACAGCACUAUCCCUCAGCCUGGAUUCUCUCGCCCCUCUGAAGACUCGCUCAGUCUCCUUUACCCACCCAGCCCCCUGCUGGAGAGACUUUCUAAAAAAAUCUGGCCUCACCGUCCAUCUGGAGGCCUAUAAAGAGCAUGUGCGCUCCUACAAAGAAGCUCUCUCCAGAGCAAAGUCCAGCUACUACUCAUCCCUCAUCAGUGACCAGCAAAACCAUCCCCGGAUGCUCUUCUCCACAAUAAAUUGCCUUCUCCGCCCUAUUGACAACCUUCAUCCCCUAGCCAACUUCGACCGCUGCACUAGGCACCUGCAGUUUUUCCAGGAUAAAGUUGCCUCCAUCCAGCAGCAACUUUCAUAUGGACCUCCACCUCAGGAUUUCACUUCACAUCAGGACACCGCUCCUCCGCCUCACUGCCGUCUUUCCUGCUUCACACCCGUGGACACUCUCCAAGUAGCUGAAUGGGUCAAGAAGGCCAAGGCAUCCACCUGCUCUCUCGACCCCAUGCCCACACCACUGGUGAAAGCAUCUCUGUCUGUUCUGUGCCCCAUCAUGGUAGACAUCAUCAACACCUCAUUAUCAUCUGGAAUUGUCCCCUCAUCCUUCAAAACUGCCUCAGUAACCCCCAUCAUCAAGAAGCCCGGGUCAGACCCGGAGGACCUCUCCAACUAUCAACCGAUCUCCAACCUUCCCUUCAUCAGCAAAAUUCUCGAAAAAGCAGUCGCUACCCAACUCCAGCAACACAUGUCCAACCAUGAGCUCCAUGAACCUCUUCAAUCAGGAUUUCGCACUCACCACAGCACUGAAACCGCCCUUAUCAAAAUAACCAAUGACCUCCUCACAGCUGCAGAUUCUGGACACAUCAGCCUCCUCAUUCUCCUUGACCUAACCGCUGCCUUCGACACAAUAUCCCACACCGUCCUCCUUGACCGCCUGUCUCACCAUCUUGGCAUCACUGAUACAGCUCUCUCCUGGUUUCACUCAUAUCUCUCACAAAGAAAACAGUUUGUUACCAUCGGCACCUCUCACUCAUCCCCCGCCCCAGUUAACCAGGGCGUGCCUCAAGGCUCUGUUCUUGGACCUCUCCUUUUCACCAUCUACAUGCUUCCCCUUGGACAGAUUAUUCACAAACACGGUCUCAGCUUUCAGUCUUAUGCAGAUGACACCCAACUCUAUCUCAGCACCAAACCAUCCACUCAGCUCCCUCCCCACUCCCUGGUAAAAUGCCUCCACGACAACAAAGCCUGGAUGACCUCUGACCAACUCAAACUCAACAGCAAUAAAACAGAGCUCAUGGUGGUGGCCCCCAAAGCGCUGCUGCAGAAGGUUGGAGAUCUCAUGCUCGAUGUGGACGGGACCUCCAUCUGUCCAUCCUCCGAGGUCCGAAACCUGGGCGUCAUCCUGGACUCCACCCUCUCCUUCCAGUCCCACAUAAAGUCUGUCACCAAAUCUGCCUUCUAUCAUCUCAAGAACAUCUCCAGACUCCGACCAUCACUCCCUGAUUCUGUGGCUGAAACACUCAUUCAUGCUUUCAUAACCUCCCGCCUGGACUACUGUAAUGGAGUCCUGUCUGGAGUUCCCAGCAAAACCCUGGACAGGCUUCAGUACGUCCAAAACUCUGCAGCUAGAGUUCUCACCCGCACUAGACCCUGGCAACACAUCACUCCAACCCUCAUCCACCUCCACUGGCUCCCUAUCAAGUCCUGUAUCAACUACAAAGUCCUCCUCCUCACAUACAAAUCUCUCCAUGCUCUGGCUCCCCAGUACCUUUCUGAUCUCCUCCAUCCAUACAUACCAUCCCGCAACCUUCGAUCUUCAGACACCGGCCUACUUUCCAUGCCCAAAACCAAACUCCGAACCUAUGGAGACAGAGCCUUCAGUGCUGCAGCUCCCACCCUCUGGAACACUCUUCCUGCAGACAUUCGUAGUGCUCCAUCUCUGGACAUUUUCAAAAAACGUCUCAAGCACCAC